GGCAACGAGCAAGGGCACUAUGGGAACCAAUGCCCGCACCGAGAUGGCCUUGCAAGUCGUUCGUCGACGCCUACCGACUCAAGAAGAUCUCGCUCGCCAAUGAGGCACGAGCCCAGGAGAUACUCGCCCCUGCAGAAGGAAUCAGAGCUGCGGGAUAAGAUCGUGGAAUUGUCGAAGGGUGUGGCCUCGAUUAAGGAACAUUUUGACGAAGUUAAAGCGAAGAAGGAGGAAAAAACCUGUAAGAAAUGGGAGAAGGAGCAGCUGAAGGAGAAAGCAAGACGAAGGGAGGAAGAGGGAGAGUUACAGAGAGCAGCAGAAACGGCUAGGCAUGAAGCGAAGAAGAAGAAGAAAGAGGAGAAGGCGAAGCAAGAUGCUCUAUUGAGAGACGAAAUGAAAAAAUAUGUCACUGUAACACUACACGCACUGGUGAUGAUGAGUGAAAUUAAAGAUGAUUGGUUACAUCAGUGGAAGAUGUCGUCAUUACCGACGCUUACAGGCGGGGUUAAGGAUGCUAAGGGGAAGAAGAAAGUUGAGUUCAUCUCGGAAGAUGAAGCGGAGUCCGAUUACAAUACUGAAGAGAGCGAAACAAGCGUAGCGCAUGAACUGAGUGAGAAAACACAAAGGUUAUGCCUAUCGGAGAAGAGGAAGAGGGAGGACGGCUUGAAGACGGAUGAUAGCCCGCCUAUAGAACAACCGGCUAAAAGGACACCUCGUCGACCGGGACUGAAGCUGGGAGUUUCCAACACAAGGGUAACAAGGUCGAAGAUGAAGGAGAAGGUCAUACGCACACUCAACCCGACCAGGAACAGGACACUGGUGAAGACAUCUCUGUCUAAGGCGGGGAAGUCUAACACGAAAAAGUCACCCCAAGCGACAAAUUGACAUCGGCCAGUAAUAGACUGAGAUUUCAGGAUGCUAUCAUCAG
This is a messenger RNA of Chara braunii, 925 nucleotides long. NCBI's taxonomy places the organism in Eukaryota, Viridiplantae, Streptophyta, Charophyceae, Charales, Characeae. The record is from the annotation of a GenBank genome assembly.